This is a messenger RNA of Dentiscutata heterogama, 315 nucleotides long. The record is from the annotation of a GenBank genome assembly. NCBI's taxonomy places the organism in Eukaryota, Fungi, Glomeromycota, Glomeromycetes, Diversisporales, Gigasporaceae.
AUGCCUUUACACCUUCUAAAGUCACUUGUUGAAUCGUAUGAACGUGACGAAGGAAGCAUUUCUGAAAUUCUUGAGGGUUUACAUCAUCUUGCUUCUGCGAUGAGUGACUAUUUUAAACUUUUGCCUUCUAUGAUUGGAAAAGAUAUAGAAAAAAUGGAAGCAAUGUUAAUUUUAUAUGAAUCCUUUACAUUAUCUAAUAAAGAGCAAGUAAGAGCUACAAAAGAUUAUUAUAAUGCACCUAUGUUUAGUGAUGUUGCUGUUUUUAUGGACUCAGAACAAGAAUUCGAAACAUAUGAUGGAUACUGCUUCGCAAAG